AUGAUAUUAGAUUUUCAUAAAGCUAGAAUCACAGAUUUGAAAUAUAAUAGACAAGGUGACAGACUAUUCGUUGCAUCACAUGAUGAUAACGUGUCUCAGUGGGAUACCUCUAAUGGUGUACUCAUCAACAAAUUUAUACAUCCCAAGAGAGUCAAUUCAAUCAGUAUCACUCAAGACUCUAGGUAUUUAGUUUCAGCUAUACCUGGCGCACUGUCUUUGUGGAAUACAAUCUCUGGUGAAUUGUUAGAGACUAUCGAUUUUGGAUACGGUACCUAUCUGAAAUGUGUUGAGUUCUCUCACGGAGAUACACAUAUUGUAUUCUCAUAUCGCAAUGUCAAAAUUCAAUCAAUGAUCAAAGUGUACUCUUUUAAUCCAGAUAACCAAAAGAAAUUGACACAUUUGUUUACUUUGCCGAUCAUAGAAUAUGACUUAUAUGGUUGUGUUACCUGGUCACCAUCGAACAAGUAUAUAUUGGCAAACGUUGGUAGUAGAGUUGAUAUCUUUGAUGUAGACACGAGAGAAUUGGUACAUUCUAUUCAUGUCAUUGGUUCAAUAUUGAAUGGUAAGAUCUCAUGGACCAGUGAUCAAAGCAUGUUUGUGAUUGGCUCCAAUUGUACCACCAUAUUGUAUGAAAACAAUACUUGGAGGCUCAUUCGCUCAUUUGAUAUUGGUCGCAGGAUCAGCGAUGCAACGAUAUCAUCUACUACUCCUCCUAUGAUUGCAUUUGCAACAGGAUCCACACCAGAUUGUGGUUAUCCAAGAAGAGAUAAACAAGGUGAUUUACAAUUCAAUAUCCGACUAUUCAACCUUGACAAUACACAACAAGUAGCAGAGAUAAAGGGUCACGAUGAUCCCUCAUACUCUAUUUCUUUCUCUCCAGAUAAUAAAUCAAUUGCAAUUGGCGGCGAUGAUGGAUAUGUCAUCAUAAAUCAAAUUUAA
Molecule: messenger RNA, 939 nt
Organism: Cavenderia fasciculata
Lineage: Eukaryota; Evosea; Eumycetozoa; Acytosteliales; Cavenderiaceae
Exons: 4
Coding region: 1-939 (312 amino acids)
Biological process (GO): cytoplasmic translational initiation
Cellular component (GO): eukaryotic translation initiation factor 3 complex, eIF3m
Molecular function (GO): translation initiation factor activity; RNA binding; protein binding
Source: RefSeq, a predicted model, not a curated record